AUGCCAGCCAGCCUGGUGAGGGCUGGCUCUGUCUGGGGACAGGCUAAGGCUGGGCCUGCUGGGCUUGCUUCUCAUGAGAUUGGAGUUGGGGGUGGGGUCGCUAUAGUGGCUAGGGCGAGUCUUCCUACACGGCGCCCGGCUCCAGACGAAGCGGCGGCCUCCCCUCGAAGCUCUUCAUAG
This is a messenger RNA of Prunus armeniaca (apricot), 180 nucleotides long. NCBI's taxonomy places the organism in Eukaryota, Viridiplantae, Streptophyta, Magnoliopsida, Rosales, Rosaceae. The record is from the annotation of a GenBank genome assembly.